This is a messenger RNA of Sardina pilchardus (European sardine), 5269 nucleotides long. RefSeq names its product ADAM metallopeptidase domain 17b (gene adam17b). Gene Ontology annotation, cellular component: plasma membrane. The transcript is spliced from 19 exons. Gene Ontology annotation, molecular function: metalloendopeptidase activity. The record is from RefSeq and is a predicted model, not a curated record. Bases 337 to 2877 code for a protein of 846 amino acids. Gene Ontology annotation, biological process: Notch signaling pathway; membrane protein ectodomain proteolysis. Lineage: Eukaryota; Metazoa; Chordata; Actinopteri; Clupeiformes; Clupeidae.
UUCCGGGUGUACGGUUGCUCGCGUCUAAACUGGACAUUGGCGACUUUGUCUGAAAUCUUUCUGAGUUAAUUCUUAAGUUUUAACAACAAGGAUUAAUACGUGCGAGGAAAUGUGUUUAUGAUACAAUGUAGCACGUUACUUUGUUUCAUCGUACAAGUUCAUUCAUUGCUUCUUUGUAACGCGUCAGCCCAUGAGCGAGCGAACUUCGUAGUUUUAUCAUGACGUCCAGAUGUUGAUGUUGAUUGAAGCAGGCUGUUAAUCCUGUGGACAUCACGUAGGCGUUCCGGAUAAGCAAGCCGAGUUUGAACAUUUGUCAGCAGCGCAGGCUUGGCCGCCAUGGAUCUUUAUGUUUUUAUUGUAUUUUAUUCACUUUUUAUGGGAGAGACUGCCCGAGGUGAUGUUGUUGAAGACCAUGAACUAGGCACCCUUAGUUCCAUGCUGUCCGACUUUGAGGUUCUGCCCAUGUCCAGCCUCAAGCAACACUCGGUCCGAAAGCGGGAUGUCCAGAUGCACACCCAUAUGGAGAGGCUGCUCAGUUUUACAGCUCUACAAAGGCACUUUAGGCUUUACCUCACAACCAACACAGAGCUGUUUGCUGAUGACUUCAGGGCUGUGGUUAUGGGGAGGGAUGGGAAUGAGGAGCUGAUCGAGGUCCCCAGACAAAACUUCUUCACAGGCCAUGUGAUCGGGGAGGAACACUCUCGAGUCCAGGCUCACAUCGAUGACAACGAGUUCUCAGCCCACAUCCUCCUCCACGAUGCUGAGUAUAACAUAGAGCCCCUGUGGAGGUACACACCGGCAUCCACACGGGACCGACUACUGAUCUACCGCUCGGAGGACAUCCGCAACAUCAGCCGGCUAGCUUCCUCAAAAGUGUGUGGCUAUGUCAAAGCGGGCCUAAGUGACCUCCUACCAGAAGGAGAGCAGCUUCCCUUCGGCAAUGAGGAGGAGGAAGAGGAGGUGCACAUCAGAGAGACGCGGCAGGUGCAUGACCACAGCGUGAACACCUGCCCUCUGCUGCUGGUGGCUGACUACCGCUUCUUCAAGCACAUGGGCCGCGGGGAGGAGAGCACCACCCUCAACUACCUGAUUGAGCUGAUCGAUCGUGUGGAUGACAUCUACAGGAACACAUCUUGGGAUGACGAGUUCAAAGGUUAUGGUGUUCAAAUACAACAGAUUAUAAUCAACAAAGAGCCGACCAAAGUAGCCCCGGGAGAGCAACACUUCAACAUGGAGGGAAGCCCUGUGAGGGGCAAGGACGUGUGGGAUGUGAAGAAACUUCUGGAUCAAUUCAGCAGAGACAUAGCUGACAAUGCAUCCCAGGUGUGUCUGGCACAUCUCUUCACCUACCAGGACUUUGACGAGGGCACCCUGGGACUGGCGUACGUGGCCCCCUCCAAACAGGGCUUCCCUGGCGGCGUGUGCUCUGAGAAGGCCCCUCCCUCCCCCAGUGACCCGAGAGCCAUAUACCUAAACACCGGGCUGACCAGCACCAAGAAUUAUGGGAAAACUAUACUAACAAAGGAAGCAGACCUGGUCACCACCCAUGAACUGGGCCAUAACUUUGGGGCGGUACAUGACCCGGACGACAUGCCGGAGUGCGCGCCCCGUGACGACCAGGGAGGGAAGUACGUCAUGUACCCCAUUGCUGUCAGUGGGGACCACUCCAACAACAAGCUCUUCUCCACCUGCAGUAAGAUGUCCAUCCUGAAAAGACUCAAGAUCAAGGCGCCCUCUUGCUUUCGCGUGCGGAACAGCAGCGUGUGUGGGAACUCGCGUGUGGAGGACGGGGAGGAGUGUGACCCAGGACUGCUGCACCUCACCAGUGACCCCUGCUGCACUUCCAGCUGCAAACUCCGGCCUGGGAAACAGUGCAGUGACCGUAACAGUGCCUGCUGUACGGAGUGCAUGUAUGAGAGGAAGGGGAAGGCCUGUCAGGAGCCCAUCAACGCCACCUGUAAGGGGAUGUCCUACUGCACUGGGAACGGCAGUGAGUGUCCUCCACCAGAGAACGCUCCCGACAAGACGGUGUGCGUGGACAGAGGGGAGUGUCAGAGCGGGGAGUGCAUCCCCUUCUGCGUGGCCGUCGCCAAGCUGGAGCCCUGCGCUUGCAACGAGACCAAGAGCUCCUGUAAGGUGUGCUGCCGGAAUAGGAACGGGGUGUGCACACCCUACCGCGACCAGAAGAGACAGCCCUUGUUUCUGCGCAAAGGCAAACCCUGCACCGUUGGCUUCUGUGAUGGCAAUGGUAAAUGCAUGAAACAGGUGCAGGAUGUCAUUGAGAGGUUGUGGGAUUUCAUCGACAAGCUGAACCCCCACACAUUUGGAAAGUUCCUGAGGGACAACAUAGUGGGUUCGGUGAUUGCGUUCUCCCUGCUGUUCUGGAUCCCUCUCAGUAUUCUGGUGCACUGCGUGGACAGGAAACUGGACCAGCAGUAUGAGCUGAAGACCAAAUCUCUGUUUUACCCCAGCAACGCUGAGAUUCUGAGCAGUCUGGAUUCAGCGUCCCUGCGUAUCUUCAAGGCCCCUCCCUCCGCCUUGUCACUUGCCACCCCUCGCUUCCAGGCCUCAGGGCCCCUGCAGACCAGCACCCCCCCGGUCCUGGCCCCGGCCCCGGCCCCCAUGCUGGGUCCGAUCCUCCCAGCCGCCGCCGAAACGCCCCGCAUGGCCACCAUCCAGGAGGACCCCAGCUACGACUCGCCGCUGGACGAGCAGGUCCUGGAGGAGGACUUCUCGUCCGGUGGCGGUGGCACGGAGGCGCGCUCCUUCGAGGACCUGACCAAGAGCUCUCCGGCCAGCGGCGUGCGCAGCGACAAGGCCAAAUCAUUCCGGCUCCAGAGACAGGCGCGACUCAACAGCAAAGAGACAGUGUGCUAACUGGGGGGGGAGAGAGAGAGGGAGAUAGAGAGAGAGGUAGAGAAAGAGAGAAAAAGAGAGAGAGGUAGAGAGCUCAGCUCAAAAAUGUUGGAAAGUACAAUUUCAGUACAAUUUAAGUACAAUUUAACUGCAAUGGCCACAAGUAGAGUAGCAGUAGAGACAGAAACUCUUAACAAGGUACACAGUGGUGGAACAAGCAGGACUUGUGUCAUAAUGACAUUAGGGAGUAAUGCCUACAUGUGCUUAACAAUUUAUGUUGUUAUGAGUUGUACAAUUCCAGCAGGACAGACAUUUCAUUGGAACUCAGAUUGGAAACAGAUACACAUUUGGAAUAAUGACUACUUCUAUAUUGGAGAUUAUGUGCGCAUGUAUUUUUUCAUUUUUUAAACCGCCGCAUAUAUUUUUUAGUGUCUGUCAGUGCUGGUAAUGCCAAAGAAACUUACUCUGCUAAAGAAGGCCCCCGAAUACUUAGACAUGACAUAGUAUGAACCACUUUACAAGCACUGAUAUGCAAAAAUAACUGGGAAUUUUAUAUUUUUUAUAUAUACUGUAUGUCAAAGACUGAAUCACGGUCGAACGCUGUGUGUGAAUUGCUGCUUGCAUUGUGCAGGUUGACAUUUGCUUAAACACCAAAGCCAUCACCAGAGAUGACCAACUAAGAGGCUGGCUCUACAAAGAGGCUUUAAAUGGGCUCUUUGUAAAUACGGGCUCAUUCUGGCAAUAAUGGUGUGUACAUUGUGCCCAGUAUCCUGAACUUGUCCAAGUAGACACAGGGUUAUUACAUUCUCUGCACUAUAGUGACAAAAUGUAGGUACUUCUGUUGGUUACUUUCAUCUAGUGUUGUAUCAGCCAAAACAAUCAACCCAAAAUUAUGGGUUAAUAGAUUUCAGCUCCAACAGACGCAAGUGACCUCUUUCCCCCUGAUUCAAAUAUUCCAACACCCUGGAAAUCCAGAGUUCUCGUGAAAGCACAAUUUGAAUUGUGUCUGCAAGAUACUCUGGCAUUGAGCAAUGAUGCACGUUACUUUUACCCCAGACAUUGGGGGAAACCAAUCACGUCAUUGGUCGUAGUGUUAUCCAAUUGCGUCUUAGUCCGGAAUCAGUCGGAGUAAACAUUGGUCGUGUUAUCCAAUUGCGUGCAGUGAGAUUUUCAAAUGCAUGCUUGGUGCUGUCCCUCGAGUUGGCCCAUUACAUUGUUCAUGGUCAGACCCUUAAUCUGAAAGAUUACCAGGGUCUGGAUUUUCCAGGCUAAUAUUCCAGUUGGUUACAGUGUAAUUGGCCGUCAACCUGUAUGCGGUCAUGUUUGUUUAAUAGAGAUGCAACAUGCAUGAAACAGCUUCUUGGGAUAUAGAGGUACCUUUUCUCUGAAAGAUUUAGGUAUUGAUGGUGAAAAAUAUUGACAAUGGACACCUAUUCUAUUUUCAUUUCAGUACGAUAUAGAUGGUAUACAGUGUUUUAAUAUAUCAGAGAAAUGUCAAAACCUACCACAAAGACAGCAUAGUAAUAGUAUACAGAUACGACUUCAGGUAUGAAAACGUUAUUUAGAGUGUUAGAAUGUGUUUACUAGAGUAUUCUUCACAAAAAUGUUUCACACUACUAUUUUCCUAGAGGUUUCUGAUCAAAGUGUUUUGUAAAUGUUUAAAACAAGAUGUGCAUUAAUUGGCCAAUGUUGAAAUGUUUUAUGGACUCCACAUUGCAAUAUUACAAUUUAAAUACGGGUGUAUUUUGAACGACAAUCACAUGACAACAAAUCAUAUAUUUCGAACUUACCUUUUUACUACUGUUAAAAUGGCAUUUGAAAGGUCAAAGAAGGGCUAGACCCAUUUUGCAGGGUUAUAAGUGCCUUAUUAGAAACAAGCUAUUGUCUGUGUACACUGCAGUUUUAUCAUAAUUGCUUACACUCCUGUGUAUGAUCGUUCACUAGUGCAUUCUCAAUAUCUGAUUUUUGUUGUACAGGUAGUAGGAGACAUCUAUGAUUUUGUAGGUUACAUUUCCGCAAAAGCUUUCACCGUAAGCUUUCAGUCUGACACAAGUAAUGCAAAUGUACAUGUUUACCUUCACUGUUUCAUAGAUCUCUUAAUUUGUUUCAUAUAACAGAUGUGAAUUCAGCAAUAAUCCACUUGUUAACUCCUGUUGGGUCUCAGACCGUUAACACAGCUGUUGAUAACCUUCAAAAGGGUCAUAGACACAUUUUACAGGGCUCCUUUCAAAACACUCUUCACCAGCAGUUUAAGUGUUAGAUAACAGAAGAAAGUGUUAUAUUUAUGUGCACUGCCAGUAGAAAAUCUUCUUGUAGGGAUUUGUGUGUGACUUUUACAAUAUUUUCUAUUUUUUUGUUUUGUUUGUUUGUUUACUGUGUGAUGCUGCAAUAAUAAAUCCAAAAACAUAAAUUC